Molecule: messenger RNA, 6574 nt
Organism: Amphibalanus amphitrite
Lineage: Eukaryota; Metazoa; Arthropoda; Thecostraca; Balanomorpha; Balanidae
Exons: 2
Coding region: 1966-6057 (1363 amino acids)
Biological process (GO): DNA integration
Molecular function (GO): nucleic acid binding
Source: RefSeq, a predicted model, not a curated record
GGGGGGGGGAUGGUGUAUGAGGACCACUCGACCACGGCCGAACAUUUGAAUUGAGGCACCAGGAAUUUGCAAGUCUCGAGCCACAGCUGAUGAACAAAACAAUUUUCUGUAUAUGAUUGGUUUUGGAUCGACCGGCUAAUUUUGAUUAUUUUUUGACUUUUAGUUUAUGGCUGCAUUGAAGAUGAAACUUAUCGGCGAAGAUACAUGAACAUGAAAUUGAUUGUACCUUGAUUUGUUAUUUUCACGAUAAAUUAUACAUCGCAUUGCAGUGACCUUGUUUUUAUAAUUCGAAUUACAUUUCAUCUUCUAGCCAACACUUUGCUUUAGAAUUUGAACUUGAACUUCAAUAAGACUAAAACUAGAAUUAAAGUAACUUGAAGUAGGUAAUUCUAUUUGAUUUUCUUUAAAACUCUAUCAUGGACGGAACGAAGAAACAGGAAGACAUCGACUCAUCAAAGGACAUUAGGAAAACUAAACAAGACCGGGCAAAUGCGAAGAGAAAAUUUAACAGGAAAAUAAUUGGUUUUCAAGAUAUGGUUGAGAGCAAAAGUUUAUUCAUGGCAAUCAAGGCAAAAUUUGAAGAUGUUAUCGACGCAUUCCGUCAGGUAGAAUGCUGUAACGAUUUUGUCACGACGGCAAUCAACGAAACUGGCCCGCACCAUUUAAUCGAUAAGAUGUUGGACGAGUGCGACGAUUAUAUGAUGGAGAUUGAGACAAGUAUGGACAAAGUUAGGACAACAUUUGCGGCUAGAACAAGAGACGAAAAUGUAAAACUGUCGGAAAUUCAUGUAAAACCGUUAAAUUCACCGCAUUUUUCCGGAAAUAUACGCCAAUAUGCCAGUUUUAAGCAGGAUUUCAAUAGACUCAUGACGAAGUAUGGACAAAGUUAGGACAACAUUUGCGGCUAGAACAAGAGACGAAAAUGUAAAACUGUCGGAAAUUCAUGUAAAACCGUUAAAUUCACCGCAUUUUUCCGGAAAUAUACGCCAAUAUGCCAGUUUUAAGCAGGAUUUCAAUAGACUCAUGACGAAGCAAUAUGGACAAGACCCCUAUGCUCUGCGGCAAUGUUUAUCUGGAGAAGCGUUGGACACUAUUAAAGGGAUUGAAGACAAUUAUUCAGAAAUGUUUAAACGCCUUGAUGCAAAAUAUGGAGAACCAAGAAAAUUAAUAGACGCAAUUGUGUUCGAUAUUCAAAAACUAAAACCAGUACCCGAAGGCGACAGCAGAAAAUUCAUCAACAUGGUUGAUGUAAUAGAACGAAAUUGGCUCGAGCUUCAGCGACUGGGUAUGCAACAAGAAAUGAACAAUACGACGAUGGUAACAAUGAUAGAGAAAUUACUUCCAAGAACGCAACAAAGGGAAUGGGUGACAAAAAUGGAUAAUCAAGGAAAUACUAGCAAAAUCGGAGAUUCAACGUUCCAAGCUCUUCUUUCGUAUCUACUCCAAGAAAAGAGAGUAAUGGAAUAUAUGGAGAAUGACGUGAGACAGACCUCCAAUGUAAGCAGACGCCAGGUAAAUCAAACGAUAAAUUCUGCGGAAGCGAAUUCUAGUGAUCAAACGACUACGAAUGACGCGACUGAGAAUGAUAUGAAGAAAAUUUACAAUCAAAUUCAAAAUAUGGCGGAACGAAUGGAAGAUAUAUUUAAAGGCAAUACAGGAAGCAACAAUGCCGGAAAACGGGGCACCGGUGUCACACAAAUGAAACAUAUUGAACGCCGGGCUUGCUGGAUCCAUAAAACUGACUCUCAUCCAAUCAACGAAUGCAACGUGUUUUUAAAUUCAAAUCACGAAGAGAAGCUACGCCUGCUGCGUCAGAACGGAGCCUGCUUUAAUUGUUAAAAGCAAGGUCACAUUGCGGCUUCAUGUACAACAGUAAACCAAUGCGAUAGGUUGAAUCAUUUACGACAAACAUGUGGAAAAAGACAUCAUCCAUAUCUUCAUCUUGACCAACUUCCUACAAGGGAUAUGCCUCCACAAAAUUCUAUUCAUAUAUCGAGCAACAAAAGACAACAAAAUUUACUUGCUGUGAGUUACCUUCGGUGCAAUGACAGGAAUUUAAUAGCCAUGUGGGAUUCCGGCGCCAAUGUGUCAUUGAUAACCCAUAAAGCGGCAUCGACAUUGAAUCUCACAGGUCACGAUACGACAUUGACGAUAACGAAAGUUGGAAACGAAACGCAAGAUUACAACAGCAAACGCUAUGUUGUUCCGUUGAUUGAUGCCAACGGAAAGCAAUGGGAGGUUCACGCGUACGGCAUUGAAGAAAUUACAUCCGCAUUAGAUAAAUUCGACGUAUCUGCAGUGGCACCUUUAUUCCAAAAUAUCCAGCCUAAAGACAUUGAACGACCUCACGGCAACGUUGAUAUGUUAAUUGGCAUUGAUUGCUGUGCGAUCAUGCCAAUUGUUACUGAAACGAUUGGCAAUCUUCAACUAUUAAAGAAUCAAUUUGGAUAUUGCAUUCGCGGUUGUCUCACUGGAGAAGUGGCUUCUUCCAGACAAGUUCAGAUCAUCCGUGGUUCCAAUAUUUGUGAUGUAAACAAUAUUUACGUUGAACCAUUGACCAGUUUGAAAAGAAAAUUAGACGAAUAUUUCACGGUUGAAAAUCUUGGGACAUGUUGCACUCCUCGAUGCGGUGGUUGCAAGUGUGGCAAAUGCGCUACAGGUACCGGUUGCUACAGCCUACAAGAAGAACGGGAAUUGCGACUGAUAAAGGACGGGCUAGUGUACGAUCACAAGCGGGGAAAAUUCACUGCGCAUUAUCCUUGGAUUAGAGACCCAAAUGAACUCCCUAACAACGUAACCAUCGCCGAAGCAAGAAUGAGAGCCACGGAAAGAAGGUUGCUCAAGAUGGGAAAUGAUCAUGCAAAAGCCUACGACGCGCAAAUACGAGAUAUGGUAGCAAGAGGAGUAGCUAGAAAAUUAUCCAGAGAAGAAAUGCUACACUUUGAAGGGCCGAUACACUAUUUAUGUCACCAUGAAGUUGUAAAGCCCGAUUCAGUAUCAACACCCCUGCGGAUUGUCUUUAACGCGUCAGCGUCAUUCAUGGGACAUGUAUUGAAUGAUUACUGGGCGAAAGGUCCAGAUUUUAUUAACAACCUUUUCGGAGUAUUACUUCGAUUCAGAGAAGAAUCAAUUGGACUGGUGGGGGACAUCAGCAAGAUGUACCAUUCCAUUGAAUUGGCUGAGAGGGACCAGCACGUGCACCGUUUCUUGUGGCGGAACUUGAAUAUAAGCCAGGAACCCACGCAUUACAUGAUGCUAGCAGUGACAUUCGGAGACCGACCAAGCGGAACAAUCUCGAUGGUAGCGUUAAAUUUGAUAGCCGAAAUGAAUCGAAGCAUAUGUGAAAGGGCCACGGAAAUGAUAUUGAAAAACAGCUACGUUGAUGACCUGAUCCAGUCAGGGCCACGGUAUGAAGACGCGCAUUCCCUAGCAGAAGAGGUGCAAGGUAUGUUGCAAAAGGGCGGUUUUAAUGUAAAGCACUGGAUUAUAUCUGGCGAUGACAACGUUUCCGCAGCAAAAUCUGACGUUACACUUUUGAAUGUUGAUGAAGAAAAGGUGCUCGGCAUGCGUUGGUUGCCUAAGCAGGAUCAUUUCAUGUUUCAAGUCAAAAUCAACUUUUCGCAACGGCAGAAAAGGGUACCGACUGGACCUGACGUAACGAAAACGAACAUCGAUGCUGUGUUUCCAAGGGUAUUAACCAGAAGAAUGGUUUUGGGCCAGGCAGCGCGUAUUUAUGACCCUCUAGGGUUUAUUGCGCCAGUUACGAUAACUUCCAAAAUUCUACUCAGAACAUUGAUAUCCAGAAAGGCCAAUGAACAAGAAACUUCGACAUCAUCUGUAUGGGAUGACCCAAUACCUGAGGAAAGCAGAAACGACUGGAAGUUGUUUUUCAAGGAUUUAUACGAAUUAGAGAAUGUGACCAUUGCAAGAUGUUUGAAGCCAAAAGAAGCCAUCGACGAUCCAGUUUUAAUCGUCUUCUCUGACGCCAGUAUCCAAGCUUAUGGAGCGUGUGCAUAUGUGCAAUGGGAACUUAGUACUGGAAAAUAUGAAGCAAGGCUAAUUGCAGCAAAACACAGGAUAGCACCAGCGAGACAGCUAACGAUUCCCCGAUUAGAGCUUUGUGCAGCUGUACUGGGAUGCAGAUUGCGAGAGACAAUUGAGCGAGAAAUGGAGUACUCCUUCAAAUCAAUAUUUCAUCUUGUCGACUCUGCAAUUGUCCGAGCACAAGUUCAAAAGGAAUCCUACGGGUUCGGUACGUUUGUCGCGACGAAGAUAGCUGAAAUUCAAAAUAAAUCUGAUCCGGGAGAAUGGUGGUGGAUAGCCACUCGGGACAAUCCCGCCGAUUUGGUGACAAGGCCCACUAGUCCCAAUCAAAUCGGACCCAAGUCUAUCUGGCAACAAGGGCCAGAUUUUUUACAAUUACCAGUGGAACAGUGGCCGAUAAGUCAAGCAGUACCAGACCAAGAGCUUCCAGACCGCAUCGGAGUACACGUGAUGAAUAUUGAAAAUCAAGAGGAAAAAGUGGGUAUAGGAGAAAUUGUAAACGUGGACAAGUUCAACAGUUACAACAAGCUGCUAGGAGUUACAGGACGAUUUAUACAGCUGAAAACGGACAAGACAUUGAAAUCCAUCAGCAAGUCACCAACUGCUGAGCAUCUGCAACAGGCAGAAGCAAUGUGGAUCGAACAUGUUCAAAAAGCGCUGUUGAAAACCGAUUGGAAAAUUCGAUUCCGACGUCUGGGACCGAGCAUUAACAGUGAUGGCGUCAUAGUUGUUGGACAAAGGAUAACGAAGUGGCUUAAAGACAAUUGGAACCAAGACGCAUUUGUCCUUCUUCCAGCAGACCACAGAUUCACCACAUUGUUUAUCAAACAUGUACAUGAUUGUGAUCAUGCUGGUGUUGAAGUGACAUUGGCCAAAGUGCAAAAGAAAUUUUGGGUUCCAAGAGCACGCAAAAUCAUCAAACAAAUCAAGAAUGAUUGUGUUACCUGCCGACGGAUCGACAAGAAGCUACAGAGUCAGGUCAUGGGAGAACUUACACUUGAAAGACUCCAACCAUCUCCGGCAUUCUAUCAUACCUCUCUGGACCUUUUUGGACCGUUUCUGAUAAGGGAUACGGUGAAGAAACGAACAAGAACGAAAGCCUAUGGGGUCAUUUUCACCUGCAUGGCUACCAGGGCGGUAUACCUCGAUAUAGUUGAUGGCUAUGCUGCCAAAGAUUUCUUGGUAACCUUUCGCCGUUUCGUGACAAUUCGAGGAUAUCCCGCAUCCAUUCAUUCGGAUAUGGGGUCACAAUUAGUUGCAGCCAACAAAGAGCUCCGGAAUAUGUCAGAAAACUUAGACUGGUCUGAAAUUUGUCGGUCUGGUGCAUUGCAAGGGCUGACAUGGACAUUCAACAAAUCAGCUGAUGCACCGUGGCAGAACGGCUGCAGCGAGUCAUUGAUCCGUCUCGUGAAGAGAGCCCUGUUGAUCGCUAUAGGAGAUAGCGUGCUCACGGUGGGAGAACUGCAAACUGUGCUCUUCGAAGUCGCUAACUUGUUGAAUGAAAGGCCGAUAGGUCACAGACCAGGGGCCGACCCAGAGCUUGGCUCUUAUCUGUGCCCAAAUGAUCUGAUUUUGGGACGAACGGGCAUUGCGGUCCCACAAGGGCCCUUGGCUACGACAGCAAAACUUUGUCACAGACAGCAAGCCAUUCAGCGAGUCGUGACAUCGUUUUGGAAAAAAUGGCAACGGGACUAUUUCUCAACUUUACUCGUACGACAGAAAUGGCAUGUAGAGAAACGGGAUAUGAAAGCUGGUGACAUUGUCCUGGUCCAAGACAACAACGCACUUCGAGGGCAAUGGAAACUAGCGGAAGUAAAGGAGGCAUUGGUGGGUCAAGAUGGGAAAGUUAGAAACGUCAUACUAAGAUACAAAUGUCAGUCGCGCGACAAGAGCGAAUACACAGGGCAAGCUGACACAAUAAUCACACGAUCAGUACACCGCUUGGUUCUCAUCCUCGAAGCUGAAGAUCCUACCGGCGCUGAAGUCGUCGCUACCGGCGGGGGGAGUGUAUGAGGACCACUCGACCACGGCCGAACAUUUGAAUUGAGGCACCAGGAAUUUGCAAGUCUCGAGCCACAGCUGAUGAACAAAACAAUUUUCUGUAUAUGAUUGGUUUUGGAUCGACCGGCUAAUUUUGAUUAUUUUUUGACUUUUAGUUUAUGGCUGCAAUGAAGUAAGUUUGUAAUUUAUCUUAUUAUCUGUUUAAGUAUUAUUUUCGUCCUUUCAUCUAUGUCAUUUAGAAGUGUGAAGCCUUUGUGACCUUUGUGCACUAUUUGUUACAGGAUGAAACUUAUCGGCGAAGAUACAUGAACAUGAAAUUGAUUGUACCUUGAUUUGUUAUUUUCACGAUAAAUUAUACAUCGCAUUGCAGUGACCUUGUUUUUAUAAUUCGAAUUACAGAUGGGAGGGGGACAAACUGUAUUCGCCACCGACACUUAUCACCUCCAAACAAUGAGAUGACUGGCGCAAUGCGUAGCCCCCGCCACCCGUGACCGAUCCAGCGCUGCUCCGUCUGCUCAUCACUCACCGG